Messenger RNA from Labrus mixtus (cuckoo wrasse), 3997 nucleotides. RefSeq names its product retinoic acid receptor beta-like. The record is from RefSeq and is a predicted model, not a curated record. The transcript has 8 exons. Gene Ontology annotation, biological process: cellular response to corticotropin-releasing hormone stimulus; regulation of transcription by RNA polymerase II; retinoic acid receptor signaling pathway. Bases 428 to 1912 code for a protein of 494 amino acids. Lineage: Eukaryota; Metazoa; Chordata; Actinopteri; Labriformes; Labridae. Gene Ontology annotation, cellular component: nucleus; transcription regulator complex. Gene Ontology annotation, molecular function: zinc ion binding; nuclear receptor activity; RNA polymerase II cis-regulatory region sequence-specific DNA binding.
AGAAAGAAAGAAAGAUUCUCCGGUUCAGGCUGCUUCAGCGCUGCUGUCUUUGCUGUCGGUAACCGGGACGGGCUGACUCACCGAAAGCACGUCGGGAUAUUAUUGUUGUUAAUAUGGAGGAAUCCCGUUCAAUGUCAGCGGUGACGCGCUGAGUGCACACGCUGCGAGAAUAAAAUGGACAAUAAGCGUUUGGAGGAGCAUUUUGUUCCCAAUUAAUUCAUGAUUCCGGUGCGGGACGAAGGAGAAGACGAGGAGCGAAAUCUGCCUUGCCAAGAAGAAGAAGAAGAAGAAGAAGAGGAGGAGGAGGAGGCAGAGGAGGAAGAAGGGGAGGAGGGGGGAAACAGUGGAGUUUGAUGGAGUUGUGUGCGCUUAUGCCGCCGAUUUUUAUCCAUAACGCACAAGACUAGCGGAACGACGCGCCGUCAUCAUGUUUGACUGCAUGGACGUGCUGGCCGUGAGUCCCGGGCAGAUGCUGGAUUUCUACACGUCCAGCCCGUCCUCGUGCAUGCUGCAGGAGAAGGCUCUGAAAGCCUGCAUCAGCGGACUGGCGCACAGAGAGUGGCAGCACCGGCGGAGCGCACACUCCAUUGAAACACAGAGCACCAGUUCUGAGGAGCUCGUCCCCAGCCCACCGUCCCCGCCGCCCCCUCCGAGAGUCUACAAGCCCUGCUUCGUCUGCCAGGACAAGUCCUCCGGAUACCACUAUGGCGUCAGUGCUUGUGAAGGCUGCAAGGGUUUUUUCCGCAGAAGCAUCCAGAAGAACAUGGUGUACACGUGUCAUCGGGACAAGAACUGCAUUAUCAACAAGGUGACGAGGAACCGCUGUCAGUACUGCCGCCUGCAGAAGUGCUUCGGAGUGGGAAUGUCCAAAGAGUCUGUUCGGAAUGACCGGAAUAAGAAGAAGAAGGAGAGCCCAAAGCUGGAGCUGGCAGAGAGCUACGAGCUGACAGCCGAGCUGGAGACCAUCAUUGAAAAGAUUCGUAAGGCCCAUCAAGAAACCUUCCCCUCCCUCUGCCAGCUUGGCAAAUACACCACGAACUCGAGUGCAGACCACCGCGUGAGGCUGGACCUGGGCCUGUGGGACAAGUUCAGUGAGCUGGCCACUAAGUGCAUUAUCAAGAUCGUGGAAUUUGCCAAACGAGUGCCUGGCUUCACGGCGCUGACCAUCGCGGACCAGAUCACGCUCCUGAAAGCUGCCUGCCUGGACAUUCUGAUCCUGCGCAUCUGUACGAGAUACACCCCAGACCAGGACACCAUGACCUUCUCCGACGGGCUCACCCUCAACCGAACGCAGAUGCACAACGCUGGCUUCGGCCCGCUCACCGACUUGGUGUUCACGUUUGCCAACCAGCUGCUGCCCAUAGAGAUGGACGACACAGAGACAGGCCUCCUCAGCGCCAUCUGUCUCAUCUCUGGAGACCGUCAGGACCUGGAGGAGCCCUCGAAGGUGGACCAGCUCCAGGAGCCCCUCCUGGAGGCUCUGAAGAUCUACGUGAGGAAGCGUCGGCCCAGCAAACCCCACAUGUUCCCCAAAACCCUGAUGAAGAUCACAGACCUGCGCAGCAUCAGCGCUAAAGGAGCUGAGCGGGUCAUUUCUUUAAAGAUGGAGAUCCCUGGUUCCAUGCCCCCACUCAUCCAGGAGAUGCUGGAAAACUCGGAGGGGCAAGACGGUCAGAGCAGCAGCAGCAGCAGCAGCAGUGGUAGCAGCAGCAACGGCAGUGGUAGCCGCAGCAGCAGCAGCAGCAGCAGCAGCACCAGCAGCAGCAGCAGCAGCAGCAGCACUUCAGCGGAGGCGGCGGCCAGUCCCAGCAGUAAGGACAGCAGCGCCGAGGACGUCCCUGCUGCUGAGUCACCAGAGUCGCCCGAUGACACAGAGGGGGCUACAGCCACACCUCCCAGCGAUGAGCCCUAGGAGGUACCCACGGGUGACUCCAAAACUCUCUCUGACAUUCCUUUGCACAAAAAAAAAAAAAAAAAAGGAACAGCCGGGCAAGGCUCCGAACCUCCUAUAAUCCCCUUGACCUUUCUUCUUUGCUUGGUAUUACGUUAUCUUUAUAUCCUAUUUUUCUCCCCAAAUAUUUCCUCCUUGAAAAGAAAAUGUUGACACGGAGGCGUCAGAGGAUCAGUGCUUUGUGUAUAAUUCUGAAUUAAUCUCUUAUUUGGUGUGGCGUCUCUGGGACCGGGACAGUGACAGGAGGGCAUGGCCCCCCCGAAAUCCGCCAGAGUUGAUACUCCUCAGGUCUCCUGUGUAAAUUCUUAUCUGCAUGACGGGAGUGAUAAGUGGUUUUACUCCUCUCUCUCUCUCUCUCUCUCUCUCUAUCUCUCUCUCUCUCUGUCCUCAUCUCUUCAUCUCUCGUAUUGUUGGCAUACAUACACUGUACAUACCAUUGUAUGGUUAGAUCUCUGUUUCUAUGAUGAAUUUUGUGGUGCUUUUUUCAUUGUCUUAAAUAUUCUCUUUGAGGCGAUACGUUAAGGUUUAAAGCGGGACUAAUUGUAAGUCCCUCGAAAAGUUAUCUAGAAUGUUAUUGCAUAUAGACAUUAUGGAAGUCUAAUAUUUUAUAUUUGUUCCUAUAUUUAAAACUGUUUUUUGUCUUUUAUAACACUUCAUGUCUCUACAUGAGUGAGUGUACAUCCACACCGCCAGAAUGCAAAGCUUCUCUCCAUAUCGACAGCUGAGUCUGUUCAACUGUUUCCUCAAAGGAGGGAAGCACAACAGCAGAAGCCUUUGAUACACACCCAUCAGACCGACCGCGUCUGUUUAACUCGCAGUCUCGACGCGAACCGCCGAGACCCGUCGCACAAGAUUAGAUUUAGAAUAAGUCCGUCUAUGAGAUCAACUCAUUUAGUGUCUGUAUCCCCUCACUAAAUCAGUUUACCUCACUGUCUAAACAAAUCUGUUCAAUUAGGUUGCUGAAAGAUGCCGGAGAUAUUUCCGCAGCAGGCUGUGAUCACAGAGGACGUUUCUUUCUGUUACACUUUAACCGUGAUUCAACUCAUACGAUGACGCACUUUAUUAUCAUCAUCUGGGCGGAUUACGAGUCUGAAAAAGCGGAUGUUGGGCCACAAUUUGUUGACCCACAAGCUAAGACAUCUUGAGUAUUAGGCGUCCACAUGUGCAUUGUGGAAUAAGGCUGGCUUCUCAACGGUCUACUUACUAUUUAUGAACCCCAUUUCCACCAAAAUGAUUGAGUUGUUCUUUUUUUGACUUAAAAGUCUGCAGGGCGGCAAGACAUGAUGUAAAAAAAGAAUGCAGAAUCUUAGAUGGAGGUCGAGGCGACAGAGUCCGACACUAUGAUGACAUAUCUUUUUUUUUUUUAGCCUUUAAAGGCAGGGUUAAUUGUCGAAAACUAGCAUGAUUUUGAAAGUAGCAUUCCCUCAGUGCCCCGUCUGCACCCAACCCCGCCCCUCUGUGCUCCCUCUAAAGCCACGCCCCCUCACUUACAUACACAAGCGCCGCUAGUCCAGAUCCGGACCUCAGCUCAUGCUUUGAGUGUGGGCUCGUGCACGCAAGGGGUAGAGAGCGAGCAGGGAGACAGGGAGGCGUGUGAUUGGUUCAUCAGAUUGGUACCUCGUGGCAGACAUUGGUUGAAGUUUUUACAGCCUUACAACUGAUACAGAUGACAGAUUCUCUUUGUUCCUUUUUCAGAGAACAUGAGUUAUUCAUUUCUGUCAGGACCUAAAGACAAUUUCAACCAAAAUCUUAAAAAGUACAAAUUACCAACCCUGCCUUUAAGCAUUAACAACACCAACCAAACUGACCUGCUGUAAUACUUUUAAAAAACGUCAAAAAUGAUGGCUAUACAGUCAAAGUGUAGGUGUUAAACGGAGCCUGUUUCUGUUUCGACUAGCUAACAUGUAACCCUUAAUGCUAAACAGAAGGCAAUGAUAGCCUAGCUUUAGCCUUUCCUAAAACCCUGAAUCCAGGUCAGGUUUUGUCUUUGCAGAUGGGAAUCUAAAAGAAAUCCCAAUCUAUAACCCCCUUUCACAACAUUUUACU